Molecule: messenger RNA, 411 nt
Organism: Symbiodinium natans
Lineage: Eukaryota; Dinophyceae; Suessiales; Symbiodiniaceae
Source: the annotation of a GenBank genome assembly
AUGGCAGUUUUCUCCCCCCCUCCCCCGCUGCAGACUUUGCAGGGCGCGAGCCUGGCCAGCACAGUGGGCAACGAGAUUGCCAGCAAGGCUUCGGCUCUUGGCGGCACGGCUCAAACGGGGCGUAUUUCGUGCCUUUUCGCCAGAUUUCCGGAUGUGGGCUUUGGGCGUUUAUGGGUUUUGGCACCACUUGUGCGGCUGUUUUGGUUGCCCCGGAGUCCCUCAAACCCCCCAAAAAGAACAAACAACAAAAAGCACCCUCAGCGGGCUGCUUGUCCUUCAGGUGGUGAGAUUGCCAAAGUGGGCCCUUUAGCCGCUGGCCUUGCGAAAGCCGCGUGGGAGGAGAUGAAGAAGUUCAUCAGCUGCUUCGCCGAGUCCUUCACUUUGCGCCCUGCCCUGCAAGAUUUCCUUUAG